Myotis daubentonii (Daubenton's bat) is the source of this 1497-nucleotide messenger RNA. RefSeq names its product transmembrane protein 275 (gene TMEM275). NCBI's taxonomy places the organism in Eukaryota, Metazoa, Chordata, Mammalia, Chiroptera, Vespertilionidae. The record is from RefSeq and is a predicted model, not a curated record.
GAGAGGGUAAGAGGAUGGCAGAUUAGCCAGAGGGCUCCAGGGACUGGGUAGGAAAGCAAAGGGAGGCUCUUUCCAGGUGGGCUAUUGCUUCCCAGAGGCAGAGGCUGGCCGAGAUGACCUCUGCACUCCCAGUCACUGGAUGUGGCCCCAGAACUGACCGUGGGGUUGGAAACUGAGAUACGCUGCUGACCCCUCCUUCUUGCUCUGUCCCACAGGAUGACCGGGCGCUUGGCCGCUGACAUGGGGGCUGGUCCGGGCCGGCGGCGAGAAGGAGCCUGAUGAGUGCUCGGCAUCCCCAGACCGAUGCCGCCCCAAGGGAAGAGUGGAGGGCCCGCGGCACGGGCGCCCGCCGGCGCGCGGGGCUGGCUGCCGGAGCUGCGGUCCCCCGCGCUUUGCUGCGCCUGCGGGCUGUGCGUGCUGCUGGUGGGCGUGAACGUGACCCUGGUGGGCGCCUUCGCCUCCUUCCCGCCCAGGCACUACGCGCCGCUGGUGGUGGGGCCGGCACUGCUGGUGCUGGCGCUGGGCCUCUUCGCGGCCUGCUGCGCGUGGAGCCGCCGGGGCCCCGUGUCCCGCCUGCACUCGGCGGCCGCCAAGGGCCCGGGCCGGGGCGGCAGCGGCGCCGGGCCGGUGGCGCUGGAGAUGGAGAGCAGCGAGCGCACGGCGCAGGACACCACGGCCGUUCAGCUCAGCCCCGCCGCCUCGUCCGCGUCCUCCGGCCGCUCCAGCCCAGGCCCCGGCCCCUUCGCCCUGGACGCCUCGGCGCCUGCAGCCACCUACACGCCGCGCACCAACGGGGACCGGCUCGACCUGCCCCGGGAGCGCGCCGCCCCCUAGCGGCCGGGGCCCUCUUGGACUCUCCUGGCCCAAGUCCCUCCGUUCAGUGCCAAGUAAGAAAAAACAGGAGACAAGAAAAAGGACGUUUACAUAAGGGUCGGGUGCUGAACACAGGUGGCCUCAUGUGUCCCAUCUCUGGGACUGUUAGGGGGAGAAUGGGUCGAGGCCCCUCACCCCAGGAGAGGGCAGCUCCUUGGCCCUUUAGGUGGAGUCUGCUGGGCCCUACAUGACUUCACUCCCAGACUUGAUGAAACCUUGAGUCCCUAACACCACUACCCAGGGCAUUUGGGCACUGGGAACAAAGCCACUCUGAGAGGGACUAACUACCAGCAAGGCCCACACCCCCCAGGGGUGGGAGGAAGGGGGGGGGAGUAUCAGGCCGGGCUGUCUCCUGCCCCUGCACACUGAAAGGUCACCAGCUCCCCCUUCUGCUCCUCCCCGCCCUCCUCAUCUCCACUCCAUGACCUUUUGGGAAUAGUUGGGGAGGGUGGAGGUUCUGAUUUGAGCCAGGAUAGUCCCUAAGGUAGAACUGGAUUGCACACACCCCACCCUCAACUUGGCUGCAGGGGGAGCGGAGGCCAGGGCCCCAGAGGGGUGAACCGAUGAGGGUCCUCCUGUGCAUCCUCUGUGCCUCGCUCCUCAAUAAAGCACCUUUGGAGUCAA